AUGGCCAAUUUCUACUUUGCGCCUGGCUGCAACCCGACCUUCAUUUACGUACAAGCCCCAGCCACCCCUGCCGCCGCCGCCGCCACCACCGCCGCCACUGCUGCUGCUGCUGCUCCUGCUGCUGCUGCUGCUCCUGCUGCUGCUGCCAGCGCCGCCGCCGCCGCUGCUGCCGCCGCUCGCCGCGCCCGGCCUGCCCUGCCUCCCUCCGGGCCCCGCCGCCCCCACGCCCCUGCCCCUCCCGCCCCCACCGCUGCCGAGCAGCAGCAGCGGCGGGAGGAGAAGAAGGCCAAGAAAAAGGCCAAAAGAAAGGCCAAGAGGGCCGCCAAGCGCGAGGAGGCCAAGAAGGCCAGAGAAGACGCUGCUGCUGCUGCCGCAGCAGAGCCUGAAGUGAAGGUGAAGAUCGAGGCCGACGAGGCUGAGGCCAAUCCCGCUCUUGGCGAGGUCACGGGAACCGGGUAA
This is a messenger RNA of Fonsecaea multimorphosa CBS 102226, 459 nucleotides long. RefSeq lists its product as uncharacterized. The transcript is spliced from 6 exons. Lineage: Eukaryota; Fungi; Ascomycota; Eurotiomycetes; Chaetothyriales; Herpotrichiellaceae. Gene Ontology annotation, molecular function: ice binding. The record is from RefSeq and is a predicted model, not a curated record. The coding region runs from base 1 to 459 and encodes 152 amino acids.